UUGUAAUUCUUCCACUGCAAUUUUGUGUUGUCAUAAAUGCCUCAGAUUGAAUUGAAUUGAAUGCAAUGCCGUAGCUCUUCCAUCGGCGGCAUUGCACAAUAUCUUCAGCCCAGCAAAGCGAAGUAACAAUGAGCAGCAGGUCCAGAGCCCCACUCUCCAUUAAUCUUAAGCUCAUUCUUCUUCUAUUUCUCUUUCUUUCCAUCCUCUUAUUAGUAAUUAGGUCGGGUUUUCAAUCUUCUCAGCCAUCCCCCGUUGCACAAACCCAUGUUUCCAAUUUGACAGAAGAAGCAGAAUCAGCCUGCCCCUCUCUGACUCUUCCCUUCACUCCAAGUUGCACAAAAACCCCGCCUUCUUUGGCCAACGCUCUCAUCCACUACGCAACCACCAACAUAACCCCCCAGCAAACCCUCAACGAAAUCUCGGUGUCCGCCACAAUCCUGCAAAGAAAGUCCCCCUGCAACUUCCUGGUUUUCGGGCUGGGCCACGACAGCCUCAUGUGGACGGCUCUCAACCAUGGAGGCCGCACAGUCUUUCUGGAAGAAGACGAGGCAUGGAUCCACCAAAUACAGCAGCGGUUGCCCUCGCUGGAAGCUUAUCACGUGCAUUACGACACCAAGGUCCAUGAGGCGGAUGAGCUGAUGAAGAUGGGAAUGGAAGAAGAGUGCCGGGCGGUGGGAGACCCAAGAUUUUCCAAGUGCCAGCUCGCGCUCAAAAGGUUCCCAAGCGAAGUUUACGACAUGGAAUGGGACUUGAUUAUGGUGGAUGCGCCCACUGGGUACUUCAACGAGGCCCCCGGAAGGAUGAGCGCAAUCUACACGGCUGGCCUCAUGGCCAGGAACAGAGUGGAGGGUGACACUGAUGUGUUUGUUCAUGACGUGGACAGAGUGGUGGAGGACAAAUUCUCCAUGGCUUUUCUCUGCGAAGGAUAUCUGAGGGAACAACAGGGGAGGAUCAGGCACUUCAACAUUCCAAGCCAUAGGACUCGCCAGGGCAGACCUUUUUGCCCAUAGCCGUAUCCCACUUCCCCUGUUUUGGAGAUCUCGUUUUUUUUCAAUUUUCAAUUCAAGGAUUAUUAAUAUUUUAUCUGUCAAGGAGCUUGUUUAUUUUAUGCAAAACCAUUUUGUCUUUAUUGCCAUACAGAAUAGUAAAAACAGAGAGAUUCCUCGUUU
Molecule: messenger RNA, 1169 nt
Organism: Momordica charantia (bitter melon)
Lineage: Eukaryota; Viridiplantae; Streptophyta; Magnoliopsida; Cucurbitales; Cucurbitaceae
Product: glucuronoxylan 4-O-methyltransferase 3-like
Biological process (GO): xylan biosynthetic process
Source: RefSeq, a predicted model, not a curated record